GUUGGCUGGCAUAAAACUGUUGAGGGAGUGAUCAGCUGGUUGGUCCGCCAACCAAUCAGGGGCAAAACAGCUCCUCCAUCCCGACCGCGAGGCACGUCCCGAGACCCCCCAAAACUCACGCGAUGCAACAUCCCCAACCCUUCGACCGGCACCGUUUGGCAGAUCGCUGCACCUCAGUUUAUACGACCGUGUCCCGUGCAGACGGUUCAUGCGGAGCGAUCCCGGAUCUCAGAUCGGCCAUGUCGAACAAGUGCCGUCUCUGCGUUGCAUCGCGUCUUUGCAACUCGGACGUCCCAUACGGGGAGUAUCCCAUCUCGCGGCGUUCUCGUAAAGCCUCUCGAAACGGGCUGUCCAUGAUAUCUCACCUCCCGGACGCCACGGGACCAGGUUUGGGGUUGUAUUGGUCCGAUGGACCGUUGAGCGGAGUUAACACCAUCGACCGCCGAAUUGGCAUGAUCACCUCGCAGAUACUAGGUCCGUCACAGCUCAAGCUACACCGGAACGCGAGUUCUGCAUCCUGCACAAAUUUAGCCCUGCAUCCGGCCCUCGUCGUCCCUCUUGGCCCUGCAUCCCCGUGCCCCGGCCUUACAUGUUACUGGUCACGGACGAUAACGCCGACCCGUACUCCCUCAGCUAGAGGGCCCAUAACUGCAAAGCAACGUCCCCCCACGCGAUUACCCUUAUGUCGCACGGACGAGCUCUGCCGGUUGCGGAGACCUAUGCUUUGGCUUAGCGCUCAAAGCUUGAAUCACACCUUCCUCUCGCGGGAUUCGGGGCAUCAAAUGCUUGUUCGCCUCCAUCAACAAAUCGAUCAUCAGUACUGAUAGUAUGAGCUUUGGGUUCAUUUCACUGUUAUUAUGACAUACCCAAAGGACUCGUGCUGGUCACGGUUGCCUUGAACACAACAUGGUUCAGCCCAUCUACCAAUUCGUGGCAACGUUUGAUGAAA
This is a messenger RNA of Parathielavia appendiculata, 949 nucleotides long. RefSeq lists its product as uncharacterized. The transcript has a single exon. The record is from RefSeq and is a predicted model, not a curated record. Lineage: Eukaryota; Fungi; Ascomycota; Sordariomycetes; Sordariales; Chaetomiaceae. The coding region runs from base 123 to 824 and encodes 233 amino acids.